Molecule: messenger RNA, 891 nt
Organism: Egretta garzetta (little egret)
Lineage: Eukaryota; Metazoa; Chordata; Aves; Pelecaniformes; Ardeidae
Product: cytochrome P450 1A1-like
Molecular function (GO): heme binding; oxidoreductase activity, acting on paired donors, with incorporation or reduction of molecular oxygen; monooxygenase activity
Source: RefSeq, a predicted model, not a curated record
ACUGGAAACUUGCUGCAAUUUGGAGAAAAUCCUCAUAUAAUACUAACAAAAUAGAGAGAAAAAUAUGGAGACAUGUUUCAAACAAAGCUGGACCUCUCAGACAUAGUGGGUAGCUUUGAUCUCGCUACCUUCCUCAUCAGAUGUUUAGCAAGUGUCAUCUGUAACCUGUGUUUUGGAAAAAGGUACAACCAAAGUGAGAAGGAGUUCCUCACAGUUCUUUAAGCCAGCCAUAGGGUCAUGCAGACCUUCAGCUGUAGCAAUGCUGCAGAUCUUGACCCAGCUUUUCAUCAUCUUCGUGACAAUAAACUGAGAUGUGUCCUCACUUGUGCUCAACAAGAAAAGUUUCAGGAACACUAUUUCUCUUAUGAUCAGAACUGUAUUCAAGAUAUUACUGAUACUUUGAUUGUACUAUGCAAAGGUCAAAAAAGUCAAAGUGAUGAAGCUAUGUUGACAAAUGAGCAGAUUGUUUCCAGUAUUAAUGACAUAUUUGAGGCAGGUAGAUAUAAAGAGAAUAAUCAACAUGAUACUACCAAAGACACUAUACUAGAUGGAUAUUUUAUCCCCAGAGAUACCUGUAUUUUCAUCAGUUGGUCAGCCAUGGAUCAGACUGAUAUUAGAUCCUAUCACAGAAUUAGAAAAUUAGACAGGCAAACACCCAGCCUUAUUAUGUUUGUUUUUAGAACAUUAUGGGUGAACCCAGGCCUAUUCAGCCCUAGAAGAUUUGUCUGUGACAACUGUCCACUAAACAGGUACCUAACAGCAAGAGUAAUGAUAUUUGGACUUGACAAAAGGAAGUGCUUGGGAUACAGCUUUGCUCAUGUUGAAAUCUUCAUCUUAACAAUGUUGCUACAUCAACUGAAUAUCAAAAAAGUUCACAAGGGCAGAAUUUAG